UCUUCGUUGGCUCUCGGACAAGAAGCUCAAGACAAUGGCAGCAAGGCAAGCGUGCUCCACCAAGGCGAUGAUCCUGCUGGUACUCUGUUUCAUCCUGGUGUGUAAGAUUGCGGAGGCCGGUCCACAGCACGUCUGCCCCUAUCCUGCAGCUUGUACUAAUCCAGGUCCACCGGACACGACCCACAUCGUGACGGCAAACACUCGUUACAACCCAACUACGAAAAGGUGUGAGAGGAUCAGGAGAGUGACCGGACCUCACGACUGUCAGCAGUUCGCAAGCUUGAAGAAGUGCAAGGAGGCCUGCGAAAACACCAAAGAGUGAACGGCACGCACGGGUCGAGGUUCUCAGAAAGCUCGCACAUGGACGUCAUCGACGACUUCAUGCGACGUGAUGGUGCAAAUAAAGCUCUUCUGAACGUGACCGCGUCACGAAAAUCAAA
Ixodes scapularis (black-legged tick) is the source of this 440-nucleotide messenger RNA. RefSeq lists its product as uncharacterized. The record is from RefSeq and is a predicted model, not a curated record. Gene Ontology annotation, molecular function: serine-type endopeptidase inhibitor activity. The transcript has 3 exons. NCBI's taxonomy places the organism in Eukaryota, Metazoa, Arthropoda, Arachnida, Ixodida, Ixodidae. The coding region runs from base 35 to 322 and encodes 95 amino acids.